Molecule: messenger RNA, 5126 nt
Organism: Solenopsis invicta (red fire ant)
Lineage: Eukaryota; Metazoa; Arthropoda; Insecta; Hymenoptera; Formicidae
Product: ubiquitin-like-specific protease 2
Exons: 20
Coding region: 823-4992 (1389 amino acids)
Biological process (GO): protein desumoylation
Cellular component (GO): cytoplasm; nucleus
Molecular function (GO): SUMO-specific endopeptidase activity
Source: RefSeq, a predicted model, not a curated record
UGCAAGUAGGGAGGAACGAUCAUAGCCGUCGCCGUCGCGCUCCUCGUACGCGUCUCGGGAGAGGCCACGUGUUUCUCGGCUAGCGAAAUUGUUGAUCGCGCCACGCCGUACCUCGCCGCGAGAUAACGUGUCGAUACCGGCCUUCGGAGCCCCUCCCCGUCCCCCUCAACUAAUCCCUUAAUCUGCAUGUCGAGGUUAUGAGAGUACCCGUUUAACGAACGGCUACGUAGCCGAUUUCCCGUUUCGGAGCGUCGAAAACGCGCCAUCCUCUCGUUUUCUGCGAUCAACCGGUUUGUCCGAUGAAUCCUCGUGGCCUCCAAUCGAUUCCCGAGACGGGCAUUGGUUCGAGGAGCCGAGGAAACGCGAUCACGACCCUCUUUGUUCUCUGGCUUCUAGGUUAUGGUCGUGGGCUUUAACUGCUCCGUAACGCCGUCAAGAUACUCCGUUCUCUUUAAUCAUCGAUCAGAUCCGCCGAUCGAAUUUACCUUCUCCGAAUUUAUUUUUUCUGCUUCUUGUGAAUCAGGAAAGAAUCCUGCUCCGGCUCCCGCGAAGAUUAGGGUAGUUUUUGCGUACCGCGGACUUUCUCUGACAAGUGUCUGUGAAGUUUAUGCCUCUCCUAAUUAUACAUGAUGUUCAUGGGAUCAUUUUGAAUAUAUUUUUGAAUAUAAUAAUGCAAUAAUGGUCGUACCGCACAAAUACUAGCAGUCUUCUACAGACAUGAUAUUGAUGGAUUGGUCUAAUUCAGUGUACUAACGACAAUCCAAUCUUGAUCUUUAUUAAUUGAGGAAAGAUCGUAUUGCCAGCACCUAAAUUUUAAAUAAUAUGGCACAAUAUUUUAAUGUUAAUGUUGUGAGCAAUGCCAGUGGCACUUUCACAUUAGAAGAUGUCUCACCACGAAUAUGCGCUGCAGACGGGCAACGAACUAUUCAGUUUGUUGUUGGGGACGUUAAUAAUAGCAGUAAUGGUUCACAACGGCUUGUGACUUAUACUGCUACACCACAAAACAGGCAGGCACUAUUCUCCCCACAAACUAUUAAUCAAAUAUCUGCAGCGCGAUUGGAACAAGGGCAAAAUGUUUUUAUAAUCAAAACGAAUGAUAUAUCUGGAACCUCGGAGAUAUUAAAAACAAAUACUGUGAAUGCACAUAUUGUUAAUGAGAAUAUUGUGAGCAUUGCAAGUAAUACAGGUAUCAAGACGGAAUGUAAAAAUGAAGGGCAACAGAUACAGUUUAUGAAAAUACAAAAUCCUAAUACUACCAUAGUAACGAAGCAAAAUACAUUGUUACAAGAAAAAAAUCAGACUGCCAUUUUAACUAGAAAUAAUUUACAAAAUAAUAUUGCAUCACCAUCGCCACUCCAUAUAAAUUCUGGAUCAUUCAAUCCAGGUCAAAUGGAAAAAAAAAUAUUUAAAUCUUGUCUCAGUAAACCUCGACAGUUAAACAAUGUACUUGGUGUAGCGUCUCAAACUUCUGAUGGCAUAAAUGUGGUAACUACAAUGGAAAACCGAAUUCAAAAUUCUAAUGCAACAGGUCCCAAAUCGACAUUGCCUAUUAGUAAAAAUUCUAUCAGUUCACAAAGACAAAAUGUGACUGUAAGACCUGUUUGUAUUCCUAAUUCAACUAUGCAUGUGAGACCUGUAGCGAUAGUUCCUCCUGAAAUUUCUAAAACACCAACAAGAGUGCAACCACCAGAUAUGGAGCAUUUAAAUGAGCAAAUUAAGCAAGCCAAGAUUAAACAAUUACAAAAACAGCAUAUCGAAAAACAAAGGUUACAACAAAAUAACACACAACGACAACUUGUUAAUACUUUGCAACAGAUUCCAUCAAUGAAUAAUCCUGCACGCAGUAUCAUCAAUUCUGUACAACAAAGAUCGCAGCAGAUUUCAAUCUCUCCGCAACAAAUACAAAAAUCCAUAGCAACAUCAGCUGAACAUAAUACACAUGUUACUAGUAUUGAAGCCAAUUCUUCGGAACGUGCUCAGGAAAAAAUGUUUGUUAUGCAUCAAUCUUCGCCACAAUUAGAACAUAACAACCGUUCAAGUGAAAGCGUCGCUUUCCUCCAAAAGACUAUUCAUGACCCAUCGAAUGCCAUAGUUCAACAUCAAAUUUCAGGAAGUACAGCAAAAAUGUUAGUGAUGUUAGCCAGUGGAGAACAGAGACUAAUUACGUUUGACAUACCGAAUGAGGAUUGCACGGUACACGACCUAUUGGAUCAGGUACGUGCAGCCUUUGUGCAGGACAAGGUGGAUAUUCCAUUUUCUGGUGAAACUCAAGUCUCCUUGGUAGAUGAUCCUGCAUUGGGUAUAAACUACAUAGUGGAUGCAGGGGGUUCUGGACUUUCAACAUCCUUUGAUGGUAGUGAUGGCGAUUGUAACACUUCUCAGGAAAUUGUGAGCACUACAAGCACUGAAAUUUUAUCUCAAAAUACCAAUGCAUCAGAUGAAAACAGUAAUACUUCUCAAACUCCUGAGGAACCUAUUUUGGUCAAAGGAAUGCUUGCUAUCUGUCCACACUGCGGCUACAGUUCAUUACACUUCAACCGAUGUGAACGAUGUAAUACAAAAUUAAACAUUGAGGAAGUGAAGUCAAUACCCAUAGCUGAAAGGAAGGAGACUAGGAUGACUGUUGACAUUCUCUAUAAGAAGAAUAACAACGAAAGAAAUACUACGAAAUUGGACAAGACAGAACGAGAUGGUCCUUCCUGUAAGCGGCUCAGAGGAAAGGGUAAGGGUACACCUUCGAAACCAAAGCCUAUUCACAAAGAGCCAGAAUGUUUAACAAUAUCUUCUGACGAAGAGGAAGAAAGCAGAAAUAAAAAAAUAACAAACAUUAAUAGUAACGUAAUGGUGGGCAACACAAGUGAUGCUUUUAAUGAAGAUGUGGACACCAUUCUGGAUAAAGAACCAAUUAUUACGAACAAUUCUGUUUAUAGUUUAUACGAAGAGUUACCGAUGGAUAAUGAAGAAAAUAGUAAAGGAAUAUGUGAAAAUAAAAAUUUUUUAGAUAUUGGGCAACUACCACAAACUGCUAUAGAAUGUCGAACGGUCAGAAUAGGUUCUUAUAAAUAUAUUCCUCGAGAAAGUGUAGUGAUUUCCUAUAGUGGUGUAAGAUUAAAUGUACCUUUGUUAGAAGAUGAAACAAGUUUUGUUACUGUGGAUGUGAAAUACAAAGAUAUAGUUAAGCUUCUAAUUCAUUUUGGAAAAACAAUGCCAGUACUGUUCUUUUAUACAUCUCCAAAUAUGGGAACUAGGAUACGUGAAUUAUUAGGCAUGCAAGAUCCAAAAGGGCCAUAUUACGACCCUGCUGGAAGAGAUCACACGCAUAAACGUAUUACAUUAUUGCCAGACAAGUUACCGGAUGAUUCUAAGGUGAUACUGACAAAUUUAUUUUCACGGGGAGAUAAAAUAGAUGAAUUGACUCCUAAAGAAGCAAAUGACAUACUUAUACGAGCAUCGCCAAGAGAUUGUCUACAAUCGGUCAAUACUACACGAAAGUCAAGUCAACAAAAUGUAACAAAUACUACCCCUGUCAAUGAUGAUAAGAUAACUGUUUACCCAACACCUCCUGAAAAAGGAGGAAUAACCAUCAACACUGAAGAUUACUUGUGUCUCGCUGAAGAUCAAUUCUUGAAUGAUGUGAUUAUAGAUUUUUAUUUAAAGUAUUUAACCUUAGAGGUAUUAUCAGAAUCUGAUCAACGUAGAACUCAUGUGUUUAGUUCGUAUUUUUACAAACGUUUAACUAGCCCACAUGCCCAAGCUGCUGAAAGCAAUGCCGUGCCAAUGACACCUGCCGCCAAGCGGCAUGCAAGAGUACAGAAAUGGACGAAAAAUGUUAAUAUAUUCGACAAAGACUUCAUUAUAAUUCCUAUAAAUGAACACGCACAUUGGUUUUUGGCUAUUAUCUGUUUCCCUGGAUUAGUUGGAAAAGUCUCCACCUGUGUUGCGAAAACUAAUGAAAAUAAUGUUCAUAAGACUGCGCAAAAGAGUAAAAAAAUAAAAGAGAUAAAAGCAAAAGCUGUCACAAUUGGUUCUACAACAAUCACUCCUGUACCAACAACUAUAACGAUAGAUCAACUGGACGAUGGAUCUGAAAGGGACGAAGCAGAAGGCGACGAUGAUGAAAUGGAAAUGGAUAGUGACGAAGAGGACGAGACUGAAGAAUCGGAAGAAAGUAAAAUCCAAACUAAUGUUAAACUCGAACAGCAAAAGGAAAACGUCAAGCUUCCCUGUAUAUUAAUAUUUGAUUCACUUGCUGGCGCUAGCAGAUCACGAGUAGUUGCUACUUUAAGAGAUUAUUUAAGUUGCGAACAUGUUGCCAAACUUGGUGUAGAAAAGACAUUUUCGAAGGAUACUAUUAAGGGAGCGUGUCCGAAAGUACCCCAGCAAUCAAAUUUUACUGAUUGCGGUUUGUAUGUAUUGCAGUAUGUGGAAAGUUUUUUCAAGAAUCCUAUCAAAGAUUAUACUUUACCAAUUAAAACUUUGAAAACAUGGUUUGAAGAAAUUGUCGUAACAAGAAAAAGAGAGGAGUUAUCAAACUUACUCAUUAAAUUGAUGAAUAACACCAAAGGGGAUAGAACUAUUAAUUUGCCUACUGUAAAUUUUCCCACGCAAGAUGGCAAGUUGAAACCGAAAGUCGAAAGUCAGACGGACGGAAAAACUACGAAGUCUGAAUCUGAAAAUAAUAAAAGAAAAUCUACAAGUGACACGAAUACAGAGACACGAAUUGUUUCGAUUGUGACAGAAAAUACAGAGUCACCUAAUGAGUUUGUUGGUAGAACUUACCAGAUCAUUCCUUAUUCUGUGAGUUCUAAUUCAACUGAGAGUAAUCCAACCGAAAUGUUGACGGAACAAAAAAAUACAAGGUCAUCGACCGAGACGAUGUCUUAUUUGAAGGCUAAACGAAUUCCUAGGUUAGUGUCAAAGACACAGAAUCAAGAUGACUCUCAUAGCACUGCUAAGAAGCACAAAGGGGAGUCCUCCAAUUCCUGUAAAUAAAUGUUUCUUUUUUACAGCGAUAAGAUUAAUGUUAAUCCACACAUUCUCACACAGAAUACAUGAAAUCAUUUAUUUCAACGUAUAUAAAAUAAUGUAGUUAAUAAAACGAUUAAAACUGCAGAUAUGAUUUCUGA